CCCCGCCCCGCCCCGCCGCGGGCCCGGGCGCGCGGGAACCCGGGUCCUGCCGCCGCCCGCGCGCGGAGAGGCGGGGCCCUCGCUCCCACCCGCUGCCCGCGCUCCCCAUCCCCCUCCCCGGCCCCGGCCCCGGCCCCGGGCACUCGGCGGCCGGAGCGCCGGGCGGUACCUUCAGCCGCGCAAUGAGAGGAGCCCGGGAGGACCAACCGGAGCGGGCGGGGAGGUUCGCCGCGCCCGGGCUGCUGCCGCCGCCGCGGCUGCUUGAAACUCCUCAAAGUUGAGAGCCGGGGAGAGGCUGCCGCCCGCCGGGAGCCGGAGGAAGGGAAGUCGGAGGUGCGGGAGGGACGGACGCCGACAGACAGACGCGCAGACCUGCGGGAGACACCGCGCCGGCCGCCCGGCCCCGAGCCCGCGAGGCCUCCCGGCGCCGACUCACGUGGGGGGAUGCAUUUAGCAGCAAAGAGGCAACGUAGAGCUCCCCAGGGGAAAUAAAGCCCAUUUCAAAAGUUAUUGGAAAGAAAGUGCACCGGUGGGAGGCUGAGCUGGUGGAAAAGACACCGGGAAGCGGUCCGAGGCGACCAUAAUAAUGUCUGUGCGUUUACACGCGCUGCCCACCCUGCCUGGAGCGGUCAGACCGGGCUGCAGAGAGCUGCUGUGCUUGUUGGUGAUCACGGUGACCGUGACCCCCGGGGCCUCCGGGGCGUGCCCUGCCGCCUGCAUCUGUGCAACUGACAUCGUCAGCUGCACCAACAAAAACCUAUCCAAGGUGCCUGGGAACCUGUUCAGACUGAUGAAGAGACUGGAUCUGAGUUACAACAGAAUCGGGCUUCUGGAUGCCGAGUGGAUUCCAGUGUCGUUGGUGAAGCUGAACACCCUCAUUAUCCGUCACAACAACAUCACCAGCAUCUCCACGGGCAGUUUUUCCACAACUCCAAAUCUGAAGUGUCUGGACUUAUCAUCCAAUAAGCUGAAGACGGUGAAAAAUGCCGUGUUCCAAGAGCUUAAGGUUCUGGAAGUGCUUCUGCUGUACAACAAUUAUAUUUCCUAUCUCGACCCUUCAGCGUUUGGAGGCCUCUCCCAGCUGCAAAAACUCUACUUAAGCAGAAACUUUCUCACGCAGUUUCCUAUGGAUUUGUAUGUAGGAAGGUUCAAGCUGGCAGAACUGAUGUUUUUAGAUGUUUCGUAUAACCGAAUCUCUUCCAUGCCAAUGCACCAUAUCAAUUUAGUGCCAGGAAAACAACUGAGAGGCGUCUACCUUCAUGGAAACCCAUUUGUCUGUGAUUGUUCUCUGUACUCACUGCUGGUCUUCUGGUAUCGUAGGCACUUCAGUUCAGUGAUGGAUUUUAAGAACGAUUACACCUGUCGCCUGUGGUCUGACUCCGGGCACUCCCAUCAGGUACCUCUGCUCCAGGAUAGCUUCAUGAAUUGCUCUGACAGCAUCAUCAAUGGUUCAUUCCGUGCACUUGGCUUUAUUCAUGAGGCUCAGGUUGGGGAAAAGCUGAUUGUCCACUGUGACAGCAAGGUGGGUAGGGCCAAUACCGAUUUCAUCUGGGUCAGGCCAGAUAACAGACUGCUGGAGCCGGAUAAAGAGGUGGAAAACUUUCACGUGUUUCACAAUGGAAGUCUGAUGAUAGAAAGUCCUCGUUUUGAGGAUGCUGGAGUUUAUUCUUGCAUCGCAAUGAAUAGGCAGCGCCUGUUAAAUGAAACUGUGGAUGUCACAAUAAAUGUGAGCAAUUUCACUGUAAGCAAAUCGCAUGCUCAUGAGGCAUUUAACACAGCUUUUACCACUCUUGCUGCCUGUGUGGCCAGUAUCGUUUUGGUACUUUUGUACCUCUAUCUGACUCCAUGCCCCUGCAAGUGUAAAACCAAGAGGCAGAAACAUAUGCUAAACCAAAGCAAUGCUCAUUCUUCGAUACUCAGUCCCGGCCCUGCUGGCGAUGCCUCCGCUGAUGAACGGAAGGCAGGUGCAGGUAAAAGAGUGGUGUUUCUGGAACCCAUGAAGGAUACCACUGCAGCAGGGCAGAAUGGGAAGGUCAGGCUCUUUCCCAGUGAGGCGGUGAUAGCUGAGGGCAUCUUAAAGUCCACGAAGGGCAAGUCCGACUCAGAUUCGGUCAAUUCGGUGUUUUCAGACACCCCUUUUGUGGCGUCCACUUAAUUUUGUGCCUGUAUUUGUAUGCUGUCGUAAUUUAAUCGCUUCCUGUUUUACUUUGUGUUCCCCCAAAUAAACAGCAGGACAGAGACUGUGUUGUUUUGUUACUUGAAAUACAACCAAAUGGUCUCUUAAAGUGGUUGAUAGGAAAUGAGCUAAAGCACUUUGGUUCUUCAGUGUGCCAGAGGAAGAUGGGGUUGUGUUCCAAAGUUUAAAUUCUAGGUAACAGUAUCUUAGUCUUUAGCGCUAUUGAUCCUUUCAAAGCUGGCCCGGAGGCGAUAUGACUGGCAUUGUCCCUCUAUUCAGGUUUUUUAAAGGAAAAAGUAAACUUCAAGUAUUACUGUUGUUUGCUAACUUAUUAGGACCAAAGUUGAGUUAUUGUAAAGAAAAACACUAGUGUCAUAUUCAUUUUUCAAAAAAUGUAGGAGGAAGAAUCAAGCAGCAAUGAUUUAUAAAGCAAAGUUAGAUUUGGGAAUUAUGCAGCCAAAACAAUCACUUCAGACCAGAAUGAGUAGACCACAUUGAUAAAAUUUACUGCAUAAUGCUCCAUCCUAUUUGGUGUUAGAUAAAUAGUGCAAGAAAAGCACAUUUGUUUGCCUGUCUUCUUUUCAUUCUGUACUUUUGCACAAAAGAUAUCACUGCAAGUUUAAAGUCACCAUUAUUUGUUGCCAUAAAUAUGUAAGUGUCAGUACCAAAAUGUCUGAGUAACUUCUUAAAUCUUUGUUCUAGUAAGACUAAUAUUUGUUCAUAUGCUUGUGUAUAUGUAAAUCUUAAAUUAUGUGAACUAUUAUUAAGUUGACUGUACUGUGCUUUGGACAUUUAAAUUAAUGUAAAUAUAUGUAAUCUGUAACUUGA
Molecule: messenger RNA, 3004 nt
Organism: Carlito syrichta (Philippine tarsier)
Lineage: Eukaryota; Metazoa; Chordata; Mammalia; Primates; Tarsiidae
Gene: AMIGO2
Product: adhesion molecule with Ig like domain 2
Exons: 3
Coding region: 587-2155 (522 amino acids)
Molecular function (GO): protein binding
Source: RefSeq, a predicted model, not a curated record